GUUCUAGGUCAUAAGCGAUUGGCCUGUAAUGAGCAGCCGGAUCAGGAGGUAGGACGGUCCUGUGUCGCAGAGCCCCGUGUUGGCCGGCACUGCUGCCUUCUGCUUUGGGAACCUUUCGUAAAUGGAUUCCAGUGGUGGGCACGUGGCUGCUUUCCUUCAGCGUCUGCAGAGCUCUGCCUCCCAGCUGUGGGCUGUGACUAGUACGGGGUGGGGUUUAGGCUCCCUUGGGGGUAAAUCCCAUCUCACGACCCAGUUCACCCUUGAGGAGACAGGACGGUGUUGCUGUGAACACAGGUGCCCCUUCUUCUGGUACAGUCUGGAGUGGGUGGGCCGCAGUCCCGCAGGAAGGACCCAGAAGCUCGAGUAACCUCAAGGCACUGUCCCCCGGCCUGGGUAAUGUCCCCCUCGUGAGUAGUGGCCUGGUGACCGGAACCCUGAUGAGUCUGGCAGGGGGCACCUGUGCCAGGGGUGUGCCCCUUUACCUCAGGGUGCCUGCUCCGUAUAUGUCUGCGUUCCCUGCAUGCCUUGGAGACAGGCCCCCUGUGGGCAGAGGCGGCUUCUCGGGGCUGUGGCCAUUUUAGUCUCUUCAUGGUGUCUUGAUGGACGCUAGUUCCUGACUCGGGUGCAGCCUGACUCACCGGCCACAUGAACAAGAGUCCGUUUUCUUCUGGAAGCAUUGUUGUCUUACCUUUGUGUUGAUAUCUGCCAUAUGAAUCCACCGAUUUCAGAACAGUCGGUGCUGGUAGCCCACUGUGUGCCAACCGCCCAGAACUGGGUCUGUUGGCACAGGUGGACCCUCUGUGGGCAUUUGCCAGGUCUUGUUCCUUGGGGGUCCGCCAUCCUCUCACCAGGACUGCCCCCCCCACUUCUGCCUGUGAUCACCUGGAGGCAGGGUCUCAUAGCAGCUGGAGGGGCCUCUCCAGAGGUGCCCAGCUUUCCUUCAGGACAGGUGCCACUUUCCAGACUAGUGUCCCCUGCUGCUGGCCGUGGGCCAGGUCCCGGAGCGGCCCCACCCACCAUGGACCCAGACCCCCAGGCGGGCGUGCAGGUGGGCAUGCGUGUGGUGCGCGGCGUGGACUGGAAAUGGGGCCAGCAGGAUGGCGGUGAGGGCGGCGUGGGCACGGUGGUGGAGCUUGGCCGCCAUGGUAGCCCCUCAACCCCUGACCGCACGGUAGUCGUGCAGUGGGACCACGGCACCCGCACCAACUACCGCGCAGGCUACCAGGGCGCGCACGACCUGCUGCUCUACGACAACGCGCAGAUCGGCGUUCGCCACCCCAACAUCAUCUGCGACUGCUGCAAGAAGCACGGGCUGCGGGGCAUGCGCUGGAAGUGCCGCGUCUGCUUCGACUACGACCUGUGCACGCAGUGCUACAUGCACAACAGGCACGACCUGGCCCACGCCUUCGAGCGCUACGAGACGGCCCACUCCCGCCCGGUCACCCUGAGUCCCCGCCAGGGCCUCCCAAGGAUCCCGUUGAGGGGCAUCUUCCAAGGCGCGAAGGUGGUGCGGGGCCCGGACUGGGAGUGGGGCUCACAGGACGGAGGGGAAGGGAAGCCAGGCCGAGUGGUGGACAUCCGUGGCUGGGACGUGGAGACGGGCCGGAGUGUGGCCAGUGUGACGUGGGCCGAUGGCACCACCAAUGUGUACCGUGUGGGCCACAAGGGCAAGGUGGACCUCAAGUGUGUGGGCGAGGCAGCUGGUGGCUUCUACUACAAGGAGCAUCUCCCAAGGCUCGGCAAGCCGGCGGAGCUGCAGCGCAGGGUGAGUGCCGAUGGCCAGCCUUUCCAGCACGGGGACAAGGUUAAGUGUCUGCUGGACACAGACAUCCUGAGGGAGAUGCAGGAAGGCCACGGCGGGUGGAACCCCCGGAUGGCGGAGUUUAUCGGACAGACGGGCACCGUGCACCGCAUCACGGACCGUGGGGAUGUGCGCGUGCAGUUCGGCCGUGAGACGCGCUGGACCUUCCACCCUGGGGCUCUCACCAAGCACAACGCCUUCUGGGUGGGCGAUGUGGUGCGGGUCAUCGAUGACCUUGACACCGUGAAGCGGCUGCAGGCUGGGCAUGGCGAGUGGACAGAUGACAUGGCUCCUGCCCUGGGCCGCGUCGGGAAGGUGGUGAAGGUUUUCAGAGACGGGAACCUGCGCGUGGUGGUCGGCGGUCAGCCGUGGACCUUCAGCCCCUCCUGCCUGGUGGCCUACCGGCCCGAGGAGGACGCCAACCUGGACGUGGCUGAGCGUGCCAGGGAGAACAAAAGCUCCCUGAGUGUUGCCCUGGACAGGCUGCGAGCCCAGAAGAGUGAUCUUGAGCACCCGGGGAGACUGGUGGUGGAGGUGGCCCUGGGCAGUACGGCUGGGGCCCUGGACCUGCUGAGGCGGCACCCCGAGCAGGUGGAUACCAAGAACCAGGGAAGGACAGCCCUGCAGGUGGCCGCCUACCUGGGCCAGGUAGAGCUGGUGCGGCUGCUGCUGCAGGCCCGGGCGGCCGUGGACCUGCCAGAUGACGAGGGCAACACGGCGCUGCACUACGCCGCCCUGGGGAACCAGCCCGAGGCUGCCCGCUUGCUCCUGAGCUCCGGCUGCGGGGCCGAUGCCCUGAACGGCGCCCGGAGCGCAGCCCUCCACGUGGCCGUGCAGAGAGGCUUCCUGGAGGUCGUGAGGGUCCUCUGUGAGCGCGGCUGUGACGUCAACCUGCCCGACGCGCAUGCCAACACGCCUCUGCACUGUGCCAUCUCGGUGGGCGCUGGCGCCAGCGGCAUCGUGGAGGUCCUCACUGAGGUGCCGGGCAUCGACGUCACCGCCACGAACAGCCAGGGCUUCACCCUGCUGCACCACGCGUCCCUCAAGGGCCACACGCUAGCUGUCAGGAGGAUUCUUGCUCGCGCACGCCAGCUGGUGGAUGCCAAGAAGGAGGACGGCUUCACGGCCUUGCAUUUGGCCGCCCUUAACAACCACCGGGAGGUGGCCCAGGUUCUCAUCCGCGAGGGCCGCUGUGACGUGAAUGUCCGCAACCGGAAGCUCCAGUCCCCGCUGCACCUGGCCGUGCAGCAGGCCCACGUGGGGCUGGUGCCGCUGCUGGUGGACGCAGGCUGCAGCGUCAAUGCUGAGGACGAGGAGGGGGACACGGCCCUGCACGUGGCGCUGCAGCGUCAUCAGCUGCUGCCUCUAGUGGCUGAUGGGGCCGGGGGGGACCCAGGGCCCUUACAGCUGCUGUCCAGGCUACAGGCUUCGGGCCUCCCGGGCAGCGGGGAGCUGACGGCGGGCACGGCGAUCGCCUGCUUCCUGGCGCUGGAGGGCGCCGACCUGAGCUACGCCAACCACCGCGGCCGGAGCCCGCUGGACCUGGCCGCCGAGGGCCGCGUGCUCAAGGCCCUGCAGGGCUGCGCGCAGCGCUUUCGGGAGCGGCGUGCGGGCGGCAGCGGGGGCGCGGCCGCGGGCCCGAGGCUGGUGCAGGGGCCCCCCAACACCGUGACGAACCUGCACGUGGCCGCACCGUCGGGGCCCGAGGCCGCGGAGUGCCUGGUGUGCUCGGAGCUGGCGCUGCUGGUGCUGUUCUCGCCGUGCCAGCACCGCACGGUGUGCGAGGAAUGCGCGCGCAGGAUGAAGAAGUGCAUCAGGUGCCAGGUGGCCAUCGGCAAGAAGCUGCGCCCAGACGGCACGGAGGUGGCCAGCGCGACCCCGGCGCCCGGCCCGCCGCGGCAGCUGGUGGAGGAGCUGCAGAGCCGCUACCGGCAGAUGGAGGAGCGCAUCACCUGCCCCAUCUGCAUCGACAGCCACAUCCGCCUCGUGUUCCAGUGCGGCCACGGCGCGUGCGCACCCUGCGGCGCCGCGCUCAGCGCCUGCCCCAUCUGCCGCCAGCCCAUCCGCGACCGCAUCCAGAUCUUCGUGUAGCCCCCCCCGCCCCGCGCCCCGGCCGCGCCCGCCGCCUUCCGGAGCCACGUCCCCCCGUCGCCUUCGCAAGCCCCCGCGCCGUGUUUUAUAAAAAGAUUCUCGGA
Messenger RNA from Lutra lutra (Eurasian river otter), 3996 nucleotides. It is a transcript of the gene MIB2, whose product is annotated as MIB E3 ubiquitin protein ligase 2. Bases 710 to 3892 code for a protein of 1060 amino acids. Gene Ontology annotation, molecular function: ubiquitin-protein transferase activity; zinc ion binding; protein binding. Gene Ontology annotation, biological process: protein ubiquitination. The transcript has 19 exons. Gene Ontology annotation, cellular component: cytoplasm. NCBI's taxonomy places the organism in Eukaryota, Metazoa, Chordata, Mammalia, Carnivora, Mustelidae. The record is from RefSeq and is a predicted model, not a curated record.